Messenger RNA from Guyanagaster necrorhizus, 988 nucleotides. RefSeq lists its product as uncharacterized. Bases 149 to 757 code for a protein of 202 amino acids. The transcript is spliced from 7 exons. The record is from RefSeq and is a predicted model, not a curated record. Lineage: Eukaryota; Fungi; Basidiomycota; Agaricomycetes; Agaricales; Physalacriaceae.
ACGUUUACUGCGCGUACAUAUGCCAUCUUCUCUCGGAGUACAAUCGUUCUGAUUUACCUCACUGCCAUCGGAUUGGCGUGCAUCAUACUCGAUAUUGUUUGGCUUUCAAUACCGUCGCAUCGGCGUAUAUGCUAAACAGGAACGAUAGAUGCAUGUCCCGGGUGUGAGAUGCAUUGAAUCAACAAGCGAUCCUUUUGGUAUUCGUUCUUACCGGCGGAUGCAGAGAGCAGUACUAAAUGCUUUACUACAGAGUCUACUCCUCUCGAUAUUUUUGGUCGUGUUUGAGUACUCGUCUGCAAUACUCAUGACAAUCCGAAGUAUCCAAGCGUUAAGGAUUGGUGGACCUUGGAGCAUUCAACGCCGGAGGCUUAUAUACGUGAUAUUUGAGCAAGGCAUGUUCUACUUUUGUGUUGUCACAUUAUUCACAAAGGCAGCUGUUGUGCUGAAUUUCGUUGCCCCGGCGGGAUUUUUCCAGCGACCACUUAACGCCUUGACGCUUCCACUCUCGGGCUUACUUACUGCUAGAUUCUUGCUCCGACUCCGCGCUUGGGAGCACAAACAGUCCACAUUGAUGACCAGCAGCAAUCAACGGACAUCUUCGAAUCAGAUACCAUCGAUAGAAUUCCGUGUGCUGUCCGUGAUAGACGAGUUUGGUGAAGAUCCAGUUUCGGUGGCGGAGCGUCGUCAGUCUGAGGGUGAGAAUGUGUUGGAGGUACAACGGGGCACAAGUACUGGUUACGGUGAAAACAAUGAAUAAAUAGUAGUGAGGUAUACACUGUCUCGGAUCUUCUAACAAUUAUCAGUUUAGAUAUGCAGCUAGAUAGCCGUAACCCUAACAAAGUAACAAUCUAGUGCAACACCGAGAUUACUGGGAUCCUUACUGAUAUGGUCUCCCACCACUACCAGCCCGCAUUCUUUGUGUUUCUCAUCAUACCCGUACAAUGCGAUCCUCCGAUUAGGCAUUUGCCUAGCUGUAAACCCGUAUGAA